Filobasidium floriforme is the source of this 624-nucleotide messenger RNA. Its product is annotated as nucleoside diphosphate kinase. The transcript has 5 exons. Bases 41 to 496 code for a protein of 151 amino acids. Gene Ontology annotation, biological process: UTP biosynthetic process; GTP biosynthetic process; CTP biosynthetic process. Gene Ontology annotation, molecular function: nucleoside diphosphate kinase activity. The record is from RefSeq and is a predicted model, not a curated record. NCBI's taxonomy places the organism in Eukaryota, Fungi, Basidiomycota, Tremellomycetes, Filobasidiales, Filobasidiaceae.
AAGCAUUUUAUCAAAUAUCGAAAAACAGCCUCUUUCCAAAAUGUCUACCGAACAAACCUACAUCAUGGUCAAGCCCGACGGUGUCCAGCGAGGACUCGUUGGUGACAUCAUCUCUCGAUUCGAGAAGAGGGGUUACAAGCUCGUCGGCUUGAAGAUGGCCACCCCCGGCAAGGACCACCUCGAGAAGCACUACGCCGACCUCUCGUCCAAGGCCUUCUUCCCCGGUCUCAUCAGCUACAUGAACUCGGGCCCCGUCGUCGGUAUGGUCUGGGAGGGACGUGACGCCGUCAAGACCGGCCGAGUCAUGCUCGGUGCCACCGACCCCCUCAAGUCGGACCCCGGUUCGAUCCGAGGCGCCUACGCCUUGGAGGUCGGUAGGAACGUCUGCCACGGUUCCGACACUGUCGAGAACGCUCAAAAGGAGAUCAAGCUCUGGUUCCCCGAGGGUCUCAACUCGUGGACCUCGGCCGCCUACAACUGGGUCUACGAGAAGUAGACGUGCGUUCCGUUCAGGAAAACACGGGUUACACAGUUGUUUGGUAGCGUAGCUUUGUGUUGUUGAUGAUGUUGUCACUUCGACCUUGAAGAGGCUAUGCGUUGAUGACAUGGUUGCUACUCUCUGCU